Lottia gigantea (owl limpet) is the source of this 843-nucleotide messenger RNA. RefSeq lists its product as hypothetical. Lineage: Eukaryota; Metazoa; Mollusca; Gastropoda; Lottiidae. The transcript is spliced from 2 exons. The annotation marks the transcript as partial. The record is from RefSeq and is a predicted model, not a curated record. Gene Ontology annotation, molecular function: zinc ion transmembrane transporter activity. Gene Ontology annotation, cellular component: plasma membrane. Gene Ontology annotation, biological process: zinc ion transmembrane transport.
AAAAUCAUCGCACUGCUACUUAUAACAACUUUUUCAGUUUUAUGCGGACUUUGCCCACUUCGUUUAAUGAAAAACUUACCAAAAAUCUUAACAAGACAUAAGGAAACUGUGGAAUUUGUGCUGUGUGGUUUGCGGUGUUUUUCUGGUGGAAUAUUUCUGGCCACGUGUUUCUUACAUCUAGUACCUGACACAACUUCUAAAGUUGAAGCAGUUUUAAAAAACAUGGGAUCAAGAUCUAAAUUUCACGUGGCAGAAUUGUUAGUGAUGGCUGGAUUUUAUGCUGUAGUGUUUGUGGAACAAAUUAUCAAAAUUUUAUAUCUUAGAGCAUUAACUCACGAACAAACGUCAAAAGAAAAUAAGUAUGAAAAACAAAAUGGAAAUUUAGCAGUAAACACUUUAGACAUGGAGAUUGAGUCAACACCUCUUCAGGAAUUGGAGGUAAAAAAUGUAGUUAGUGAACUAAGUAAGGGUGAUGUUAGUAAUGGUGGACAUUACCGUUCUAUUAUUUACUUAAUGGCGCUGUCUUUUCAUGGAAUAUUUGAAGGGAUGACAUUAGGAUUACAAAGUGGGGAAAAUAAUGUGUGGGGUUUGUGUUUUGCCAUUAGUGUUCACAGGUGUGUUCUAGCGUUCAAAUUAGGCAUGGAUUUAUGUACUACUGACGAAAAACAAGGGACGUCAUUUCUGUGUAUUGGAACCUUUGCUGUGAUUUCUGCACUAGGUAUUGUGAUAGGAACUAUAAUAUCAUCAGGAGCGAUGCUAUAUGACGAUGUGACGGUACCGGAUGCUAUUCUACAAAGUUUAGCUACCGGAACUAUUAUCUAUAUUAUAUUUUUUGAUAUUUUA